This is a messenger RNA of Cladocopium goreaui, 405 nucleotides long. The record is from the annotation of a GenBank genome assembly. Lineage: Eukaryota; Dinophyceae; Suessiales; Symbiodiniaceae.
GCCGAAGGAGACAAUUUUUCCUCACCGCAAGCCAUCACCAGUGAUUUUCGAAGAAGCAUUCGUGCGUGCUCGCAAUUUGGGGUGGACUGAUGGUGCUUGGUGGCACGUGGGUGACGACUUGGCCAUUGAUGUGGCAGCUGCAUCACGGCUAGGACUCAGGACCGUUUACGUGGACCGCCCUGAACGUGUGGAGAAUCGCUUUAGCUUGACAUCUGCCGAGAAGCUUGCGGCAAGGCAAGCUGAAGCUGAUUCAGAACCAGACCUCACCGUUUCGAGUCUUCGGGGUUUGGCUGACAAGAUCCAGUGAGCCAGUUUGCUGACUUAGGGCAGCGAAAUUGAGCUGAUGCAAAGACUCAUCAGCAUUAAGAUGCUUUGCCACCAGCUAGUGCGUAUGUGCCUGGAAAA